UGUGAACUUAAAGUUUACCUGUGCUUCUCCCUCUUUCCUACCAGUUGCAGACACCACCUCGUGUACUUGUCCAAUCACGAACCAAUUCGCUAUGGCCGCGUCUGCCUUGCAACUGGUGGAGUUCCGAGAAGCUUUCUGCCUAACAAUCCUCUCGUGGUUACUCUGCGGGACACAGAGUCUGUUGUCCAAUUCCGUUCGCGCCUUGCAGGUGCUCGGCGAGUCCUAUUGGUCGGCAAUGGAGGCAUAGCUACCGAAGUGGCCUACGAGAUCGAAGACUGUCAGGUGGUGUGGGUGGUGAAACAUGAGAAUAUUAGCGUCCCCUUCCUGGACACCACGGCCUCAUACUUUCUCCUCCAGUCUCGAAAAUCUGCUUCUCGAAGUACUGAGUCACAGUCAACAUCAACGACAGACGGCAAAACUGCUCCGCUCAUUCAAACUCUUCGCUACACCCUUGCUGAGCGUCAGCACGGCGGAGAGCCGCGUUUGGUGCCGGCGGAGGAGGCAAACGACACCACUACAGUUCCCUUCGGUUCGGCUUUGGGUCCAGAUUGGGCGCAGGGACUCAAGUUCACUGGUAUUAUGGGCGAAAAAGGUUUGGCGAGACCUCUAAAGUUAAGUUCUCACUACAUUGUCUACAAAUGUCAGGUAGUUGACACAUUUACACCGGAGGAAUUCAAGAAUUCUGGUCUGGUGCAGGUUGAGGCUGAUUCAGAGGGCAACCUACUACCUGAACCCGUUACCGACUGGCCCAUCUAUGUCCGGCUUACCACCGGUGAUGUCUACGGCUGUGAUUUCAUCAUUAACGCCACCGGGGUGGAUGCCAAUCUCGGCCCCGAGACUGCAAGCGGCGCCUACGCAUUCGCUAAGGACAACCCUACGCUCAAGGUAUACGCGGUGGGUGACUGCGCCUAUGCCGGCUGGGAACCCUCCCCGCAUUGGUUCCAAAUGCGUCUGUGGUCCCAGGCCCGCCAAAUGGCCUUCCAAGCCGCCAAGAGUAUGUUCUUCCACAGCCAGCAGAUUGCUGAUGUACCUCAAGACUUCUCCUUCGAGAUAUUCUCCCACGUCACCUUCUUUUUUGGAUUCAAGGUUUGUAUAACAUAA
This is a messenger RNA of Dibothriocephalus latus, 1101 nucleotides long. NCBI's taxonomy places the organism in Eukaryota, Metazoa, Platyhelminthes, Cestoda, Diphyllobothriidea, Diphyllobothriidae. The record is from the annotation of a GenBank genome assembly.